Molecule: messenger RNA, 1761 nt
Organism: Scophthalmus maximus (turbot)
Lineage: Eukaryota; Metazoa; Chordata; Actinopteri; Pleuronectiformes; Scophthalmidae
Product: probable G-protein coupled receptor 139
Exons: 2
Coding region: 85-1221 (378 amino acids)
Biological process (GO): G protein-coupled receptor signaling pathway
Cellular component (GO): membrane
Molecular function (GO): G protein-coupled receptor activity
Source: RefSeq, a predicted model, not a curated record
UGUGCACUGUAGACCUUUGCCACUAUUUGUUCACUGUACUCUGCUCCUCUCUGUAUCAAUAACAGCACUUCAUUUUGCUCUCUAAUGGCUUUAUUGCAGGAAUUAGCAUGUGAGCUAUUGCCUGGUGGUGAAAUGGAGGGAGCCAGCGUCAACAUCUUUGUCACUGUUCAGAAGAUCUACUACCCUUUACUUUGCAUCAUGGGUAUUCCAGCCAACCUCUUCACAUUCUAUAUGAUUUGCUUCCGAAAAUGUGGGAUGUCCAACACAGCCAUCAUUUACCUGAGCUGUCUGGCCAUUGUGGACACCUUUUACUUGGUAUGGGUGAUCCUCAUUGACUUGACCCUCACCUUCUGGCUGCUGCAGCCCUUCUGGCAUUCCCACCCGUGGUGUGGCAUCCUGGGAUUCCUGCAGUAUGGAUCCCUCUACAGCUCCUCCUGGAUCGUGGUGACAUUCACCAUAGAACGUUAUCUUGUCCUCCGCAGCACAGCAGCCAAGCGGCACUUCUCCCAGGCCUGGAUUACUAAAUUGACCUGUAUUUCUAUUGUCCUGUUGUCACAUCUUGUCUCUGUGCCACUUGGCUGGAUCAAUAUUGUCACUCCUGUUUCCUUUCCUGUAAAUGGGGAGAAUGUGACUCUUCCAAGGUGUCAUUACCAUGAUGAGACCUACACUACUAUUAUAGUGUGGAUCACCACUUUCCUCUCUGGGGGAAUUCCAAUUGUGUUGGUCAUCAUUUUCAACUACCUCAUUGGAUAUCAUCUUUGCCGUGCCAGCAACCUCUUCACCAAGGAGGAGCUUCGCGUCAUGCACGGGAGGAGCACCAGGGGCAUGUUGAGGAGGACCAUCCUGUUGCUGGGCACUGUCUCUGUUUCCUUUGUCGUUCUCAGCCUUCCUCGCUUUGUCACAUACUGCAUCCUGAGAACCAAGUACAACAACGAGAACUUCGACAGGAAUGACUAUAGAAUCCCUAUCAAUGUGGCCGGAGACUUAGCCAACAUGCUGCAGAACCUUAACUCCACCACUAACUUCCUGCUCUACUGUAUGGUCAGCCGGCGUUUUAGACGAGAGCUGGUCCAGGUGGUGACUUGUAAGUCAAAGGCACGUGAGCUUGGCUCUGUUCUCACCCACACUAUCAUGAAUGUCUUCUCAGUUGUGGAUCAUAAGACCUCACCAGCCAGCCACCCAGUGACUGUGGUACUUACCAGUCUCAAACAGACAGAGUAGAAAGGAACUGGAAACAAGGGCAAAGAUCAGACUUGAUAUAAUUGUUAAAGCCUAAAGUUUUAGUCUUGAUCUUGGAAAAAUUUAUUUUUUACAAAAUACUUUUGGAACCACGCUAAAUGGACUGCAUUAAUACAGUGUUUUUCACUACAUGUCAGAUUCAUAUAUAUAUAUUGUUGUGAUUUUGAAGAUUCCUUGACUUUUUCCACUAGUGCCACCUGGAGGUUGUCAUCAGUGUUACUGAAAGAACUGCCACAGCAGCUUUCUUUUUUUUUAUACUUUGUUUUUAUUGUCAUUUUUAGCUUUACAGUUUCAACCUGGAACCAACAUACACAAACAUUUACAGGGGCAUCUCAGGCAAGUGAAUAGUUUCCUUCUUAGUCAUUCUGAAGUAAUCUAGUUAUUUGUUGGCAUCACUUUCCAUGUAUUCGGUCAAAUAUCUCCAGUUCCUGUCAUGGAUAUGUCCUUUGACAGUUCUUUGUUCAGAUGUUCAGCUCUGUACCAGUUUUACUGGCUAUAAGUAAAAUUUUAGUCAGAUACCUG